UCAUUUUUAGUGGGCUGUAGCGUUCAUUCGAACUUUUGAUCUAUUAAAACACCGCAGGGGAGCUGAAUAAAUAUAGCUGCUUCUUCUGGUUAAGCCCUCAUUCAGAAGCCCCAAAUUAUGUUUGAAUCUUUUAGGAUCGCUUUUUAAUUAGCCUGCGUGCGUCUCCACUAAACAACACCCAAUUGCAGAGCCUCAAUGGAACGUGGUCAAUAUGCAAAAUUGAUGACUAUGCCUCUUUUGUGGAAGGGACAUUGUGUGUCCCUUGCUUAUGAAGUCUAAUCCAAUCAUAAAUUGCACUCUCUGGCCAAUCAGCGCUCCCGGCACGGCGCUUGAAAGCGACCCAUGUAGAGAACUUUGUUGAACCUCAUUGUUGAGGCUGACAGUUCUGAAAGGAGCUUUGGGGCAGCCUGCUAUAAAACGCCUUCCCCAGAGUAGAGGGGCCAGAGGAGUAGAGCUAGUCAGUCCGAUUGGAACCUAUCAGAUCCUCAUUUGUUCUUGACGGAGUAUUUCAACAGAUCGUUUCGUGUUGCGUUAUACUACAGACGGGACCAUGAUGAUCCCAAGCAUCCUUGCGCCUAAUGCGAUGUACCCAGGCCUUUACCGCCCCUCCGCCUCCUUGCCUGUACACCAGUCCCUGCAGAACGCAUUUCCAACCCAUUCCAGCUUCCUAGUGGAGGACCUGCUGCGGAUAAGCAGGCCGGCGGGGUACCACCUCAGACGGACGCUCCCCUCGGCAAGCGUCUCCCCGGCGACAACCACCACCACCAUGUCCUUCAGUGCCAUGCCACUGGAGCGCAUCGCCUCUCCAACUGCCUUGAGGCGUGACUCAUACUCGCCGAAAACGUCACAACCGAGCAGUAAAGAUCCAACAUAUCUUAAGUUUGGAGUCAGCGCAAUCCUUGCACCAUCACCAAAGACCGUAUCGUUGCCCCCCGCUAUCCACCACAGUAUGCACCCCAAGGCCUUCUCUCUCCCCUACUUCGACGGAUCCUUCCACCCCGCCUUCUUCAGGUCUACAUAUUUCCCAGCGUCUUCAUCGGUCGUGCCCAUCCCCGGAACCUUCUCUUGGCCGCUGGCCAGCAGAGGGAAGCCGAGGAGAGGGAUGCUCAGACGGGCAGUGUUCUCUGACGUGCAGCGCAAAGCUCUGGAGAAGAUGUUCCAGAAGCAGAAAUACAUCAGCAAACCAGACAGGAAGAAGCUGGCCUCAAAGCUCGGUCUCAAAGACUCACAGGUUAAAAUCUGGUUCCAGAACCGCAGAAUGAAGUGGAGGAACUCUAAAGAGAGGGAGCUCCUGUCGUCAGGAGGUUGUCGCGAGCAGACCCUGCCCACUAAAACGAACCCACACCCAGACCUCAGCGACGUCGGCAAGAAGUCCUCCGCGGAGGAAGAGGAGGACGAGAUGGAAGAGGACCCAUUCGGUGCUAGAGGCGCGCCUGGCCUUUGCCAUUCCCCCGCGGCGAGGCGCGAGUUGUCUAACAGCGCCGGAUCGAACCUCUCGUCGCCAUCUCUCUCCAGCAAGCACUCGGAGUUCUCAGAAUCGGAUGAAGAGAUCACAGUUUCAUAAUUUAUUUGUUUAUAAAAUGGUUAUCCACAGAUUAACUGUACAUGUGUGACCAGGUUUUCCAGAGGCUGCAUCCCUUAAUUUAGACCCAACUACUAAGAAGAAAUGUAUUUUUUUCAUGUUCCACCAUUUUUUAGAACAAUGAACUUCUGUCCAAACAAUUUAAGCUAUAUCCAUGAUUAUUUCUUUUUACAAUAACUGCAGGGUUUAUUUUAUAGGAAGGGCCGGCUCUCGCCUUUGACAGCAGAGUUUUAAAGUCAAUUUCAUUCAAUUCUACACAUUUUGCCAUGUGGCAUAUGGAAAAUGUGGCAGUUUUAAAGCAAGUUUUCAGCAGUUCUAUAUAU
This is a messenger RNA of Salvelinus namaycush (lake trout), 1905 nucleotides long. RefSeq names its product homeobox protein DBX1-A-like. Bases 551 to 1564 code for a protein of 337 amino acids. Lineage: Eukaryota; Metazoa; Chordata; Actinopteri; Salmoniformes; Salmonidae. Gene Ontology annotation, biological process: regulation of transcription by RNA polymerase II; cell differentiation in spinal cord. The record is from RefSeq and is a predicted model, not a curated record. The transcript has 4 exons. Gene Ontology annotation, molecular function: DNA binding; DNA-binding transcription factor activity, RNA polymerase II-specific.